GUGGAUUCAGAGUUUCCAGGUAAGCAGAAGGUGUGGCAGAAAGAAACGAUCCUCUUCAGAGACAAAGAAGAUCUACAUUCAUCAUGGCUUCUUUAUGGGAUGAUUUGGAAAGUCUUGUGGCUUCCCCAUCAUCUUCUGCUGCUGAAAACGGCCAGAGAGGAACCAUCAAGCCUAAAGCAAACUUUGAUGCAGAAAAAGACGCUGCAGCUCUGAAGGACGCCAUUGAAGGACUCGGGACAAAUGAGAAAGUCCUGAUUGAAAUCCUGACACAAAGAAGCAACGAUCAGAGGCAGCUCAUCUGCAAAGCGUAUGAAAAAGCCACCGGCAGAACGCUGGAGAAAGACCUGAAAGGCGACACGGGCGGAGACUUUGAGGAGCUGCUGCUGGCGCUCAUCACUCCCCCUGCAGCGUACGACUGCCACGAAGUCACCCGAGCCAUGAAAGGAGCUGGUACAAAAGACCGCGUCCUGAUUGAAAUCUUUGCCUCCAGGUCCAAGCAGCAAAUCAAAGCUCUCAAAGACGUUUACCUAAAAGAAAUGAAGAAGGACCUGGUUGUUGAGUUGGAGAGUGAAGUUUCUGGAGAUUUUUCCAAAGCGCUUCUUUCCCUGGCAAAGGGUGAGAGGGACGGGAGCGACUCUGUAGAUGUCGGAAAAGCAAAGGAAGACGCCGAGACACUUUACAAAGCCGGGGAGAAGAAGUGGGGCACAGAUGAGUCCAAGUUUAUUGAGAUCCUCUGCAAAAGAAGCAUAGCUCAGCUCAGGCAGAUUUUAAUCGAAUACAAGAACAUCAGCGGGAAAACGCUGCAGCAGAGCAUCGAAGGAGAAAUGUCUGGAAAACUGGAGGAGCUGCUGGUGGCCGUUGUGAAAUGUGCAAAGAGUUUACCGGCGUAUUUUGCAGAACUGCUGCAUGAGAGCAUGAAGGGCGGUGGCACCGAUGAGUCCACUCUGACCCGGAUCAUGGUGAGCCGGUCUGAGAUCGACCUGCUGGACAUCAGAGCAGAGUUCAAGAAACUCUACCAACACUCUCUGCUGUCCGACAUCGAGUCCGACGUGUCGGGCGAAUACGGCGACUGCCUGAAGGCGAUCUGUGGAGGAGACGACUGACGUCAUCCGUCUGAAGA
Messenger RNA from Gambusia affinis (western mosquitofish), 1120 nucleotides. RefSeq names its product annexin A3a (gene anxa3a). The transcript has 14 exons. Gene Ontology annotation, cellular component: cytoplasm. Gene Ontology annotation, molecular function: phospholipase inhibitor activity; calcium ion binding; calcium-dependent phospholipid binding. Lineage: Eukaryota; Metazoa; Chordata; Actinopteri; Cyprinodontiformes; Poeciliidae. The coding region runs from base 84 to 1103 and encodes 339 amino acids. The record is from RefSeq and is a predicted model, not a curated record.